GAAUCCAAAGAUCACGGCCGAGAUUUCCAGUCAUGAAGUGAUUUAAUAAUCAACUACAUCACUCAAUCACCUCAUGGGACGAUCUAUGCAACAAGUUCUUUGCAAGGUACAUUCCACCUUCUAAGUCGACUUUGAUGAGAAGGGAGAUCAGUAUGUUCCGUUAAGAGGAGGAUGGACCAUUGUUUGAAGCAUGGGAAAGAUUUACAUCUCUCCUACUCAAGUGCCCUCACCAUGGCAUAGCCGAUUGACUACAAGUUGAAAGCUUCUAUAAUGGGUUAACAAAGGAAUCACGGAGCCUCAUUGAUGCGGCUGGUGGAGGCGCCAUUCAGAACAAAGAAGUUGGAGAACUUCAACAAUUAAUCGAAGAGAUGGCCCUUAAUAGCUACGAUUGGGGUGACGAAAGGAGAGGUAAGAACAUGUCAAAGGGAAGUUUAUUAAAGAUUGAAGAACCAUCGUCUCUAUCAGACCAUAUUCAAGAACUUUCCAAGAAAAUCGAUCAAGUUGCAUCAUCAAUGAAGGGCAAUAGGAAGCAACUUAUGAAGUGUGAUUGGUGCGGUGACUCGAGUCAUAAUAUGGAAGAGUGAAAGUCUAUGAUUGAAGCUUUUAUACAAUUCGAGCAAGCUAACUUUGUUGGAGGUCAAUCUCGAGGUAACAACCCUUAUAGCUUGACGUAUAAUUCGGGAUGGAGGAAUCAGACGGACAUUCUUUGGUCUUCUCCAACGGAUAGGAAAUCUCUAGGGUUUCAAUCUCAAGCUCCAAUGCAAACUUCUUACCAAAGGAUGAGUCAACCAACCUACCAUAGAGCGUAUCAAGAACAAAGCCGACCCUUCGAUGGUCGACUUGCUAAACUUGAAGAUUUAGUAGGCCAAUUUGUCACACAUUCCAAUAAGAAGUUUGAAACUUAUGGCAAGUUCAUAGAGAAUACAUUAACCAAAUUCUCAAGUUUGGAAGCGGGCCAAAGGAAUCAACAAGCUUCACUUCAAAAUCUUGAAGCUCAACUAAGUUCAUUGGCUCAAACUAUCUAAUUGAGACCUCAAGGAAAUCUUCCGGGCAAUACCGAGCGGAACCCAAAAGAAGGAUGUCAUGCAGUAACUCUAAGGAGUGGCCGACCUUUGAAGGAGAUUUCUACUUCAACGCUAAGGAUCCCGGUAAGAGAAGUUCACCAAGAAGUUGUUCAAGAAGAAAAAGUAGUUCGGGAGGAGUUACAACCUUCCAUUGAAGUUAAUGUAAAAAAUGAGGGAAAAUCUAAGAAGACUCACAAACUCGAGCCAACAUCAAAAGCUCAUUAUCCUAGACGGUUAUUUGAAUGCGAUCUUUAUCAUGAAUGUGCUCCAUGGUAGGACAAAUUGAAAAAAUCAAAGGUAAUCGUUUCUUUCCUAGACAUGGUAUUGAAGAUCCCUAAAUACACAAUGUUCUUGAAGGAAAUUUUGUCGGGAAAGAGGAAAAUGGAGGAGGUAGCUAUGGUAUCCGUUAGUGAAGUUGCUUCGGCAUCCAUUGGGUAUGGAGGAUUCCCUCCCAAGCUAAGAGAUAUGGGAAUCUUUACUAUUUCAUGCACGUUUGGAGAUAAAAUAUUUUGGAACCCGUUAGCCAACUUGGGGUCUAGCAUCAACAUCAUGCCUACACGAAUAUACCAUGAUUUGAACCUUGGACCACUCACUCCUACUCCAAUGCGGAUUGAGUUGGCCAAUAGGUCUGUUGUCGAGCCAAGAGGAAUCAUAGAGAAUAUCUCGGUAAAGUGCGCUCAUUUUGUCUAUCCGGUGGACUUCGUGGUUCUAGACACGGAGGGCUAUGAUGCAUCGAUUAUUCUAGGACGCCCAUUUCUAGUUACGACACCGACUAUCAUUGAAGUAAGUGGAAGCAAGAUCACAUUAAGGUUUGGUGAAGAGGAGAUAAGCUAUAAGAUGACCCCAAUCCCAAAUUUCCACAAGUAUUACAAAUGGGAGGAUGUCAAGAUGGAUUGUAAGCCGGUUACACCUCCUACCACACCACCUUCAAAUCCCGAGAUUGAAUGGUUCAAUAUGGUCUUCCAUGUUGACCCCCAUGAUGCUCAAGUUGAAGGAGAGAGUGAUUCUUGCAAAAAGAUGAAGAAACCGGGCAAAGAGAAAUCUUCUUGCAAAAUGAAAACCCAAGAGUUGUUCAAGGUUUCUCAUGUCUCCGGUGAUCAUGGAAGAAAGCUCCAAAGGUUUAUCUUUCAGGAGAGACAUCCUAAGAAAGGAGACAAAUUUGUUAAGGGCAAUUUAUCUCCUAUUCUUGAAAAUGAAGAAUUCGGGAAAUGCUACAAGCCAUUCACGGAUAAUAACAUCUCUAUCAAGGAGCCUCACCCUCACCAUCUUGCAAAUCAAUUCUCAAAUGGAUCCUUUCUAUCUCAUGCACCGGACGAGGCAUCCGAGAGACUCCAUGGUCUUCACCUUGGACUUCACCACAAGUAUGACUUUUACAAAGGGUCAUCAGUGAAGAAUGAAGGACUCUCCAUUUGAUCUUAAGGAGUCAAGUGCGACGAAAACACUUUUAAAGACGCGUUUGUUGGGAGGCAACCCAACACUUCGGUUUGCGUAUCUUUUCCCUUUCCUUUUCGUUUUAAUUAAAUAGUAGCAUAGCUAGUACAUUAGAGAUGCAUUGAAACUGAUUGAUAAGACUUAUCCUUUCUUUUGGAUGUUUGAUUGAAUGUUUAGAUGAAUGCUUGAACUAAGAGAGAUGGAGAAAAUGAGUUGUCCUGAACAGGACAAAGAUCGCGGUCGCGGUCUUGGGUGCCUAGCCCGCGGUCUUGCCCGUCCCUAUUUAAUAAUUGGUAGCCUCUUUAGAUCUAAGUGCAUUCACUUUUUUACCAUUCUCUAUAUCUAUAUGCUAUUACUCUCUAACUCUCUUGACUUUUCGAACCCACCUUCUUUAAUCUCAUCUUUCAACAACUUUUGAGAAGGAUUUUCUAUUGAUUUUGGAUUCCCACCAUGUCCCUUAGCAAGAUACGGUACACUUUUCCUUGUUUGACUCAAUUAAAUUGCCUUAUCUUGCCCAACAUGUGUUGAUGGCUUAGAGUCUUUAAUGUUCAUUUUCUACUUAGAAUGACAUCUUGAUGGCAUGAGAGUGUUUUUCUUUUCUUUAAUGAACCCUCUAUGUUACUUCUAAUGCCUUGGUGGGUUGUGCCCAUGCAUUUAUGCCAUCUUCAACUACCAUCCAACAAGUAUUUGUGAAAAGUCCCCAACCACAUAGAGUUCAUUAUUUGCAUCAUUUUGGAUUAAGCAUCAAUUACAUUGCAUGGGGUGUCAUUGAUUGUUCCUACAUCAAUUGGGGGAUAUCCUUCUUACUAUUGUGGAGAUAUUUCUCUAUCCAAUUUCCCUCUUUUUCCAAGUUCUUAGUCACAUUCUUAGUCACAUAUAUCGGGUGCUUGUUCUUGAGUUUAUUGGUACACUUACUAUUCGAGACAUGAGGGGUGCCACCGACCUUGAGGAUUACAUUCAGUUUCAACUCGGAGGAGAGUACCGUCACAUGUAAAUCUUAUUGUUCAAUAGAGCAAUAGACAUCUACCCGACUUUCGUUGAUUCACCUAAUGAUUUUGCCACCUUGACAAGGGAAUCCAACCUCCCUUGUUUCAAGACCUUCUAUGAGUCUGGAGUUAAGAAACCCGAGAGCCGACAAUGGGACGUGAGACUAUCAAAAGCCAGUGAGGUGCAACCAGAGUGGCGACUCAUCCACCAUGUGAUGGCUAGGUCUGUGGGAGGAAAGAAUCAGAGCAAGGGCAAUCUCACCACCCGAGACAUCACCCUAUUUCAUAGCAUGCGCCUCCCACAAUCUCUCCAUCUCAUCCUAUCAAUCUUAUCUAUUUUCAAUCAUUACAAGACGGAUCACCGACUUGCCGCACUCCACGGAGGAGUGUACAUCACCUGACUUGCCAGAUAUUUCCAAGUUGACUUUGGAACUUUGAAAUUUCGUUUGGAUCGAAGGACCGUUCCUAUAUCCUUUGGUGUCUUGAAUUCGACACUUAAGGUUCUACACAUGAGCAAUGAUGCCAUUUGGGGUGUGCGGGGAUUCCCAUUCUCAACCACCAAUACAUUGGACGUGAGAGGAACCAUAUUCCGUCUUCCAGAAGCUAGGAGGGAAACAGACCUAAGAGGAUUGACAACCAAGGAAGACCAAUAGGAGAGCGUGCAUGAAGGAGGAAAGGUGCAUAUUCCCACUUUUCAACCGGUUCACCCACCGAGCAACAAUGCAAGAGAUUAUAGAAUUGAGGCUAUGAUAGCGGUUAUACUUCACAACCAACAAAGGGAGAAGGAAGCACGGCUUCACACUAUGGCGUGCAUCCAGGCGAUCAUGGAGAAGAUGAACAUUCUGAUCAAAGAUGUACCGACCACAUUCAACCGCUUCUCACCUUCCGCACUUUCCCACGAUGAAGAAGAAAGACACUCCAAGGAGGAAUGAGUCUAGGCAUCCAGGGCCUAAGUUUUAUCUUUUUUAUUUAUUUAAAUUAAAACAAUGUUUAAUU
Molecule: messenger RNA, 4477 nt
Organism: Linum trigynum
Lineage: Eukaryota; Viridiplantae; Streptophyta; Magnoliopsida; Malpighiales; Linaceae
Source: the annotation of a GenBank genome assembly